This is a messenger RNA of Gekko japonicus, 2225 nucleotides long. It is a transcript of the gene CEP83, whose product is annotated as centrosomal protein 83kDa. The coding region runs from base 46 to 2127 and encodes 693 amino acids. NCBI's taxonomy places the organism in Eukaryota, Metazoa, Chordata, Lepidosauria, Squamata, Gekkonidae. The transcript has 15 exons. The record is from RefSeq and is a predicted model, not a curated record. Gene Ontology annotation, cellular component: centrosome.
GACAGCAGUUUGACCUGACUGUCAUCUCCUUAGUAUUUCAUCAGAAUGGAUGCUUUUCCAAACUUCGUUGCUCCAGCGGGUGGGCAUGGUGAUCUUGUUAAUGCACAAGCAGAAUUGCAAAAACUAUUAAUUGAUGAAAGAAUGCGAUGUGAGCAUCAUAAAAUCAAUUACCAAACUCUAAAGGAAGAACAUACAAGGCUGCAGAAUGAAUAUAUAAGAUCACAAAAUGACCUCAAGCAGCUGCUACAUGAAAAGCAAACUGUUCACGACAAAUUUCAGGUUCUGCUUGCUGAAUUCCGAGAGGAAUUAUUGGAUAAAACCAGAGAAGUAGAGGAAUUAAAGACGCAGGUAAUAACUCCACAAAAACUAGAAUUACUAAGAGCACAAAUACAGCAUGAUUUAGAAACACCUAUCAGAGAACGCUUUCGGAAGCUGGAUGAGGAAGUAGAAAAAUAUAGAACAGAAUAUAACAAACUUCGUUAUGAACAUACUUUUCUCAAAUCAGAAUUUGAACAUCAGAAAGAAGAGCAUGCCCGCAUUUUAGAAGAAAAAAGUUUAAAAUAUGAAUCUGAGGUAGCAAGACUGGAGAAAGAUAAAGAAGACUUGCAUAACCAGCUUCUUAGUGUUGAUCCUUCAAGAGACAACAAACGAGUGGAAGCACUGCUAAGAGAAAAGGUCCAGCUAGUCCAGAAAUUAAAGGGAUUAGAAGCUGAAGCAACAGAACUCAGAGCCCAGAGAGAAAAUUCUGGUAUGCAAGCGGAAAAUGUACAAAGGAUACAAGUACGUCAGUUAGCGGAGAUGCAGGCUGCAGUGAGAUCCUUGGAGGCAGAGAAACAGUCGGUUAAACUGCAGCUAGAACGUGUUGAAAAAGAACUGCUGCUGAGUAAUGAGCAAAAUACAGUCUUAACCAGCAAACUGCAUAAAGCAGAACGGGAGAUCAGUGCUUUGACUACUAAAGCUGAAGAAGUUAAGCAUUCAAACAAGUUAGAAAUAACAAACAUCAAGCUGGAAGCUGCACGAGCCAGGAGUGAGAUAGAAAGAGAAAGAAACAAGCUUCAGACUGAAAUAGAUGAGUUACGCUCAGAUAAUGAAAUACUGAAGACAACGUUAGAGCGGCACAAAGUGCUUUUAAUGGAAAAGGAUCGCGAGUUAGUACGAAAAGUACAAGCUGCAAAGGAAGAAGGCUUCCAGAAGCUUGCAGUAUUCCAGGAGGAAAAACUAGAACUUGAAACCAAAUUGGCAGAAAUGGAGAAAAACAAAAUGGAGCAAGACUCUGAGAGACAACUGGAAAAGGAUCAAUAUGAAAAGAAAAUAUCAGCUCUGCAGUUGACAGAAGAGUCCAACAGAAGGGAAAUUCAGAACCUUAGGCAAAAGCUUCAACAGCAAGUUAUUAAUUCUGAAGAGCUAGAAAAAGAGAGAAGCGACAAUGCUAAUCUCAAGCAGCACAUCCAAGAUUUGCAGCUCCGUGUGGCUUCACUUUCGCAGUCAGAGAAUGACUUGCUGGAUUCCAAUCAGAAACUCAAGGACAUGCUGGAAAGAUUAAAAAAUGAAUGUCAAAAUGCAAGAAGUCAAGCAGAGAGGGCUCAGUUAGACGCAGAGAGGAAUUUGGAAAACAAACGUGUGGAAUGGUUGGAAGAGAAACAUAAACUCAUUCAGCGCAUCACAAAGGCAGAAGAAACAUAUGACCAGAUGAAAGAGAAAUUACACCGAGCUGCAGUUGCUCAGAAAAAGAGAAAGACACUUAAUGACAAUAAACGAAAGAAACUGCUGGAGAAGAUAGAGCUCUUAGAAGCCAAGAAAGAAGAACUGGAAAUUGAAAAACAGGUGUUAAAUAGACAGAAUGUUCCUUUUGAAGAACACAUUCACCUUCAGAAAAGACUAAAAGAUUUACAGCGCAGACAUAAUGAAUUUCGCCAGUUAAUUCUGUUUCCAAACAUCUCAACCCUGAAUCCCAUCAGUUUAUUCUCGUCAACCAUUGCUCCUGGACCUGAGGAGGAACAGCAUCAAACAGAACUUUCCCUGCUUCGUAAACGUCUGGAAGAUCUGGAAACCACACAGAGAAAACAGUUGCAAGCACUUGGUGCCUCUACCGAACGAGUUAGAUCAGUAGCAAGUUUGGACUCUUAACAGUGAUAGAAAUAAGCAUGUUGAAGAGGAUGAUUUACUAGCUGGGGACCUUAAAUAUGCUCCAAAACUAAACUAUUAAGCAUUAGAUACACAUUAUC